AUGCACCCAGCACUAUGUGAUGCGUCUGAAAGCACUUUUGUGCAAUCACAGUCUGUAGUUAGCAUCUCUAUAGUUAAUGACCGUCCGAGCGUGGCGAAGAGUCACACUCUUCAUGAUGUAACCCUACUUUGCAUAUCUAUCUAUCUAUCUAUCUAUCUAUCUAUCUAUCUAUCUAUCUAUCUAUCUAUCUAUCCAAAAAUACUUUUACAAACUUUUAGGUUUGUUUCAAUUUCUUUUCCUUUUCUCUCUCCUACUCGUCUUUGUUUAUUUCUUUCGUUCUUCCUUCUACACAUGCUUUCUCUCUCUUUUCUUUUAUUUUCUUUCUUUCUUUCUUUCUUUCUUUCUUUCUUUCUUUCUUGUACAUUUAUAUCACUCGCUCGUAUUCUACCUUGCGAUUCAUUAUCAUUAUUUUCUUUAUAUUUUUGUUCUUCUUUCUUUACAAUUUAUUUCAUAUUCAUACUUAUUUUUCUCUUCUACUUGACUUUCUUUCUUUCUUUCUUUCUUUCUUUCUUUCUUUCUUUCUUUCUUUCUUACAGUUAUUCACUCUCUUCUUUUUCUCUCAUAUUUGUCUCCUUUUCAACGUUCCGUUAA
Molecule: messenger RNA, 591 nt
Organism: Acanthosepion pharaonis
Lineage: Eukaryota; Metazoa; Mollusca; Cephalopoda; Sepiida; Sepiidae
Source: the annotation of a GenBank genome assembly